AUCGACCGACAAAUGCGGCGCAGCCUUCAGUCUGCUCAGUCUCACAGCUCAACCAACAACCCGCGGAUUUACAAUCAACAAUUCACUCAUAUUAACACCCAGAGAAACCUUUCUCUCCCACUGGUACAGCUUCUAAACAUGCGGUGGUUUGUGUCUCCAAACAUGGUCUAGCUCAAACCUCUGAAGCAGCAGCAGCCCACGAGCACUGAGUCAGGAUGUCCAGUAGCUCGGGCUACCCCCCCAGCCAGGGGAGCUUCAGCAGCGAGCAGGGCCGGUACCCGCCACAUUCUGUCCAGUACACCUUCAGCGGCUCGCGCCACCAACAGGAUUUCACCGUCCCAGACUACCGGACUCACAUGCAAGAUCCUCAGGGUCGGAGAAGACCAUCUUUACUGUCUGAAUUCCACCCUGGAACUGAAAGGCCUCCAGAGAGACGCCAUGGUUACGAACAGCAGUUUCACUCCAUCUCAGCCCAGUCUGAGCAUGAGGCCUUGGAGUCUAAACGCCCUCGCAUGGAGACUGUUGUCGAGGCCCACAUCUCCCGUACGCCUCCCUCUGCCGGGGGUAUUGUCCUGCCCAUGACCCAUACAGUGCAGGACAGUCUAAGAUCCUCUGUGGAGGUCAAAAAGGAGUCUCAGUUCUCUGUCAAAGUGGAGUCCCCGUCUGCAGGAGGACCUACACUACACAUGGGCGAUGACCAGGACGCUUCUCCUUCCAAACUAUCCAAAGAGGAGCUGAUCCAGAGCAUGGACCGCGUGGACCGAGAGAUCGCUAAAGUGGAGCAGCAGAUUUUCAAGUUGAAGAAAAAGCAGCAACAACUGGAGGAGGAAGCAGCAAAGCCAGUGGAGCCAGAAAAGCCAGUGACCCCUCCCCCAGUGGAACACAAGCAUCGCAGCAUAGUCCAGAUCAUCUACGAUGAGAACAGGAAAAAAGCUGAAGAGGCCCAUAAAGUACUGGAAGGUCUUGGUCCUAAGGUUGAGCUGCCCCUCUACAAUCAGCCAUCAGACACAAAGGUGUACCAUGACAACAUCAAGACAAACCAAGUCAUGAGGAAGAAGCUCAUAUUGUUUUUCAAGAGGAGGAACCACGCUCGUAAACAAAGGGAACAGAAGAUCUGCCAGCGCUACGACCAGCUGAUGGAAGCGUGGGAGAAGAAGGUGGAGCGGGUGGAGAACAACCCCAGACGCAAAGCCAAGGAUAGCAGAACGCGGGAGUACUAUGAGAGGCAAUUCCCUGAGAUCCGCAAGCAGAGAGAGCAGCAGGAGCGCUUCCAGAGGGUUGGACAAAGAGGAACAGGCCUUUCUGCAACAAUUGCGAGAAGCGAGCAUGAGAUUUCUGAAAUCAUAGAUGGCCUUUCUGAGCAGGAGAACAAUGAGAAACAGAUGAGACAACUGUCAGUCAUCCCUCCCAUGAUGUACGACACCGAGCAGAGGCGAGUGAAGUUCAUUAACAUGAACGGCCUGAUGGACGACCCGAUGAAGGUGUACAAAGCCCGGCAGUUCAUGAAUGUUUGGACCGAACACGAAAAGGAGAUCUUUAAGGAGAAGUUUGUCCAACACCCCAAGAACUUUGGCCUGAUUGCCUCUUAUCUGGAGAGAAAGUGUGUUGCUGAUUGUGUCCUUUAUUACUACUUGACCAAGAAGAACCACAACUACAAGACGCUGGUGAGGCGAAACUAUGGAAGACGAAGAGGAAGGAACCAGGUAAAUAUCCACUCUGUUCGCACCAAUCCAACAGUAUCCAAUCAAGAUGCAGGACAAAACCAUGAAGAACUAGCAUGGCACUCGGAGAGCGCAGACCUCCGGCAAGGUUCCCGACAAAUAACACGUCCCUCACAAGAAGACAAGUCAGACGAGAAAACCGAAGAGGACAAAUCUGAGAAAACCGAGAAAAAAGAGGACGAGGAAAAGAAGGACGAGGAAGAGAAAGAUGAAAAGGAGGAGCCUAGGGACAUUGGCAAGGACAAAGACAAGUGUGACGGUGGGGAGGACGAGGACGGAAAGGAGCAAAACACGCCGCGUGGCAGGAAGACUGCCAACAGCCAGGGCCGCCGUAAGGGAAGGAUCACCACACGCUCCAUGGCCAAUGAGGCUGCGUCUGUGGCGGCUGAGGAGGCGCCUCCCCCUCUCCCUGAGCCUGCCAUGCCAGAGCCUCAGCAGCUCCCGAAGCCUGAUUCAAUGCAGAAGUCCAUGAAGGAGCCUGCAAAACCCCAGACUCCAGUAGCCUCCAUCGAUGCUAAUAAAGCUGGUGCUGGUGAAACCGGAGAAACUUCUCGCUGGACCGAGGAGGAGAUGGAGGUCGCCAAAAAAGGGCUAGUCGAGCACGGGCGAAACUGGACGGCCAUUGCCAAAAUGGUGGGCACCAAAAGCGAGGCACAGUGCAAGAAUUUCUAUUUCAAUUACAAGAGACGUCACAACCUGGACAACCUGCUCCAGCAGCACAAGCAGGAUACACGGCGGGCUCGUGCUGAUAGGUCUCAAGGUGAAGGUCUAGCCACGGCGUCACCUGAUGAUGACGACGAUGACGACAACCCAGAUGACAGUGAAGGCGGUGACAACAGCUCCGAUACAGAGAGUGCUCCCUCCCCCUCUCAGUCUGGUGACUCCAAGAGGGCAGACAGCGCUGCAGGAGAUGCUCACUGCUCUGACCAGGACAAAGGUCAGGCCAGUAAUGGAAAGGCCCUGGAGCCCUUAUACGGAGGACUCUGUGUCAAGGAGGAGAAAAGCCCAGAGAGUGAGACUGGAUCUCAGGAGGAAAAGGCCAGGAUGACUUCCUAUGGAGGCUCAGUGCAUCCCAAAACGGAACCUCAGGAUGUGGACAUGAAUACCGGAGAGGUUCAGGUCAAGAUGGAGCCUGACAUCAGGGAGAGAGGAGAGAAGGGAGAUCAUGGCGAGAGGCACAGGGAGCUCCACUCAGAUAAUGACUCCAGCGCCACCUGCAGUGCUGACGAGGAUGUGGAAGCUGAGCCUGAAAGACAGAGAAUAUUCUCCAUGGAUAAGCCUCAAUUGCUCAACCCUCCUGGCACGGUGCUGGUGUCCUCACCCAAGCAAAGCCAACUCAACAUCCAGCAGAUGCAGCAGCGGGCAGCAGCCAUUCCACCUAUGGUGCCCGGUCCUUAUGGCCCCGGUGGCGUGCCAAUAAGUGGAUUUGCCAUGUUGCAACACCAAAUCAAAGCAGUGCACGAGUCAGCGCACCAAGAGGAGAAGCAGAGGCAGGAUCAGGGAGACCUGGAGCGCAGACCACCCUUCAAUACCCGCAGCCCCACCGUCAUAGACAGAGAUGGUAAGCCUUUACCCUACAUGCCUUAUGACAUGAAGCUGGCUCUGGACCAGGAGGUCCACUCUGGUCGGCCAGGCUCUCCCUACAGACUCUCCCCCAGGGAGCUGAGCAGGGCCUCUCCCCAGCCUGACCCCAACGCCCCCAAUGCCUCCCGGUACAGUGUGCCACCAGUCCUCCACCCUGCCGCCAACCAGCUGGUCCAGAGUAUGCCAGAUGGAGUCCGCGUGACGUUCAGCAGACCCAGUCGACCUCCCAACAUUCCCUCUCCUCCUCCACUCAUUCCAACCACCAAGCCCACGGACAAGCCCUCCUUCAUCCAAGGGGGCUCCAUCUCCCAGGGAACUCCUGGCACAUACCUGCCGUCCCAUGCCGUCUAUGGGCCAGAGGGGACUAAGAGCGCAGUGGGCUCCAUCUCUCUGGGUCGGCCUCGGCAGCAGGAUCCUAACAAGCCUGGAGCUGCAGUUCCAUCUAUACAGGAUGGCAGAGGCAACCCAGCAAAGAUGUGUGAGGGUCAGACGAGAGCAGGAUCAAUCACUCAGGGCACACCAGCCCUGUCCCAGUCCAGCAUUGCUGCUGACCUCCUGAAGGGCACAAUCACAAAGGUGGCCCAGGAGGACCUGAGCAACCCAGACAAGGCGAGGGGAGAACAGAUGUCUAAAGGUCAUGUCAUCUAUGAAGGCAAGAUUGGUCACAUCCUCUCUUAUGAUGCUUUCAAGAACCCCAGGGAAAACACCCGCAGCCCCAAAACAGGCCAUGAGCUGAAACGCACUUAUGACAUGAUGGAGGGACCGAUGGGCAGGGGACACCCCGGCAGGGAAGGAGCUCCGUUCGAGGGGUUGCUUAGCAGAGCCUCUCGAGAAGGUCUACAUGUGGAUCCUAAGGAUAGACCAUUGAUCACAGGAUCCAUCAUGCAAGGAACACCCCGACCCGCCGCAGAGACUUACGAAGAUGCCAUGAAAUAUGGAAAACAGAUAAAGCGAGAGAGCCCGCCAAUCCGCUCCUUCGAGGGGGGUAUCGGCAAGGGCAAGCCCUACGAGGGAGGAGUCAAUACUAUUAAAGAGAUGGGACGCUCCAUUCACGAAAUCCCCAGACAAGAACAGUCUGGCCAGGACCUCUGCAAGACCCCUGACAUGUCAGACAGGAGGGUUAUGGAUGGCUCCAUGUCUCAGAUUCACCCUCUCAACCAGCCGAUUAUCAAGCACAAUGUCAAGAACCUAAUCCCCAGCCCAGCUAAGCAUCCCCACAGCAUGCCCCAGCUCGAGGCCAUGGAACGAGCCAAAUACGAGGAGAGCAAGGCGGUGCGCCACACCUCCGUGGUCAACUCCACCUCCGUGCUGCGCUCCACCCACCAGGAGGCUAACAAAUCCCAGCUUAGUCCAAGCAUGUACGAGGACGCCAACGCUCGCAGGACCCCUGUUAACUACAGCACCAAUCCCGCGUCCAGAGGAUCGCCCAUGCUGGGACGUGCACCAGAGGGUGUUAUGAGCUCUUCAAAAUCUGCUGCACAUGAAAGAAAGAGUGCCAUGACCCCGACACAGAGGGAAUGUGUCCCAGCCAAGUCCCCCGUGUCAGGUGGUGAACCUCACCCUCAAGCCUCUCACAGCCCCUUCGACCCCCACCACCGGCCCGUUGGUCCCGGGGAAAUGUACCGACCCCACCUGCCUCCGCAUCUCGACCCCAUGAACUUCCACAGAGUGCUGGAUCCCGCGUUCAUGUUCCCCAGGCAGCCGUCUCCAACGGGCUACCACAACACCUACCAGCUGUACACCAUGGAGAACACACGGCAGACAAUCCUCAACGACUAUAUCACUUCCCAGCAGAUGCAAGUCAUCCGACCUGACAUGGCCCGAGUGUUGUCGCCACGGGAACAGCCCGUCGCUAUCCCUUACGCAGCCGGAGCUCGAGGGAUUAUUGAUCUAGCCCAGAUGCCUCCAACUAUCCUGUUGCCUCACCCUGGGGGAACAGGUACUCCCACUUUGGAACGCAUCGCCUACCUCCCUGGAGCUCAGAACCCUUUCCCUCCUAGGGCUUUCAACCCAAACUCCAUAUCGCCAGGCCACCAAGCCCACCUCGCUGCCGCAGCUGCUGCCAGUGCAGAGAGGGAACGGGAGAGGGAGCGAGACCGGGAGCAACAGGAGAAAGAGAGACAAAAGGAAAGGGAACGGGAGCAGCGAGAGAUAGAGAGGGAACGGGAGCGGGAAAUGCGAGAACGAGAGCGAGAGAGAGCCAACGAAUACAUCCGCGGAGGUGGACAAGAGCAGCCAGGCCGGCCAGGGAGUCGAGGUUAUCUGCACUCCUCUUCUCCCUCGCUCAGGACACAGGAAGUAGUGGUCCAGCAGCGGCCUAGCAUCUUCCAGGGCAAGAGUGUCAUCACCUCUCUAAUGCCCCAUACAGCAGCAGCGACAGCAGCAUCACAGAGUGGCUCUCGCUACAGUACUGCAGCUGAUGCUCUGGCUGCCCUGGUGGACGCCGCGGCCUCUGCCCCGCAGAUGGACGUGGCCAAGGUGAAGGAGAGCAAACAUGAUCGGGACGACGACAUGUCGGCUCGGCGAGCAGCCAGCAUCUCGGAACAACAGCAGCAGCAGCAUCAGCAGCAGCAGCUGCAGCAGCAGCAUCAGCAGCAGCAGCUUCAGCAGCAGCAGCAGCAGCAGCAGCAGCAACAGCAGCAGCAGCAGGAGGCGGAAAGGCGGUCCAUGCAGUCACCAUAUGGCGCUAUGUCUCUGCCAGGAGGUAAGCCCCAUCCAGCUUACUCCGAGGGAGCCGGGGUUAAGGACAAGGGCCCUCAAACCUCAAAGUCCCGGAUCGAGGAGGAGCUUCGGACUCGUGGAAAGACAACCAUCACAGCAGCUAACUUCAUUGAUGUCAUCAUCACGAGGCAGAUAGCCUCGGACAAAGACUCACGAGAGCGAGGCUCUCAGAGCUCUGACUCCUCCAGCAGCUUGUCAUCCAGUCGAUACGACAACACCGCUGGAGGAACCAUUGAGGUGAUUAGUCCUGCUAGUUCCCCAGUCCAACAACAACAACAACAACAACAACAACAACAACAGGACAAACCAGAGGAAGGGCAACAACAGGCAGCAGCUGGCAUGCGGGCCUACGACAUGAGUCGUUACCGGCAAUCAGGGGAGCCAUCGCAGCCCAGUCCCCAGCAGCCCCCCUCCCAGGUUGACGGCUACGGCAAACGCCGGGUCAUGACCUUGGCGGACCACAUUUCGCAUAUCAUAACCCAGGACUUCGCCCGGAAUCAGGACCCUCCUCCCGUAUCCUCCUCAGCUUCGGCUACAUUCCAGAGCGCGGUGCCAUCCGUGUCCUCCUCAGGGCGAGCCAAGAUGCCCAGCCGCUACAGUCCUGAGAAUCAGGUCCAGGCCCCACACCACCAGAGACCCUCCAGCAGAGUUUCUCCAGAGAAUGCCCCCGACAAGCCCAGAUCCAGGCCGGGUAAAUCUCCAGAGCGAGGCGGCAGGCAGAUGGACAACUAUGAACCCAUCUCUCCACCACCGAGCUACCAAGGCAUGGACAAACAGGAUGCGGUCGGGCCUGCACCCCAGAGGCGAGAGGCCGACAACUCCGAGAUCAGGAAUGACUCGCGGUCCCCGGGGAACGUCAGCUACCUGCCUUCUUUCUUCACCAAGCUGGAGAACACCUCGCCGAUGGUGAAAUCGAAGAAGCAGGAGAUCUUUCGUAAGUUGAACUCCAACUCUGGUGUCGGUGAUUCUGAUGUUGGAAACGCACAGCCAGGCACGGAGAUUUUCAACUUGCCCGCUGUUACCACCUCCAGCAGCGUCAACCCCAGGAAUCACUCUUUCAGUGACCCAGCCAGUAACCUGGGCCUGGAGGACAUCAUCCGCAAAGCCUUGAUGGGCAACCUGGAGGAGAGACAGGAGGAGCACCAGGGAGGACUAGGGGCUCAGUGUCCCAUCAACAACACACCUGGACCAGGCAGUGACGGCCGCCAGGAGGCCAACCCGUCACCCAGCAUGGGGAAGCAGAAGCACGGCAAAGCCAACAGCCGGAAAUCCAAGUCCCCUAACCUGGGUCAAGCCUACGCUGGAGGGGAGCGUCCAUCUUCGGUGUCCUCCGUCCACUCCGAGGGAGAUUAUCACAGACAAGCCCAAGCCCAACCCCAGUGGAGCUGGGACGACCGACCCUCAUCCACAGGAUCCAUGCAGUUCCCUUACAACCCGCUGACCAUGCGCAUACUGAGCAGCACGCCACCCACCUCCAUAGCUUCCCCCUCCAUACAGAGCCAGCAGCAGCAGCAGCAGCAGCAGCAGCAGCAGCCGCCUCCAGCUGGAGCCCCGGUGGCUCAGCAGCGCGUGUGGCAGUCUCUGCUGUCAGAGCAAUACGAGACCCUGUCUGACAGUGACGACUGAGCCCUGCUCGCUACAGCUCCGAUAACCGGAAGAGAGGCGCGCGCUAAGGCUUGUCUUUUCACCCCCAUCCCCUCCUCUCCCAGAACUAUCCUCGCUCACUGGCGAGUGUGACAAGUAGAUGGGGAGGUGUCCUUUUUAUUUUUGGUGCUAUGGCGCCCCCUGGCUGUUAGCGAAGAGUACAAGCAGCAGCCUGUGACAGGCAGGGCUCUCCAGAACGAGACCGGCUUUGGUCUGGAAGCACUCACCCAGCCUGUUGGUGAAAUAAACAAAACUCGACUGAGGGGAUGAGCUAUAGUAAAGAUGAAGAACUUAAUAUGUAAAAAGAAACAACAUAAAGAGACUAUUUCUGAUUUUUUUUUUUUUUUUUUUUGAUUUCUGUAAAGAUAUACCUUGUCUUUAAACAAAAUCAUUGUAUGUAAAUAGAGUAACCUUUUGCAGUGUUUUUCUUAACUUGAUUAUUUCUUAUUUUAAUGUCGCUUUUAAAUUGAUCCACUUUAAAUGGGAAGAGUCGGGGUGUAAUCUUUAGUAUCACAGUUGGUCUGUCCCAGUACCACCCCCCCACCCCACACCCCCACGUGACCUGACACCCACUCUAAUAUUUUUACCACAGCGACGCCGAGAGAGACCGAACCAUUUGGUUUGUACUUGACCACGAGCGGAGCACAGAGAUUGCGCCACACCCCACCCUCCCCGUGCGCCAUCCACCAAGCACCACCAGAGCCUGAACAUCGCGGAUAUGUUUGAUGAAAACAAGAACUAACAUUUCAAACAUUAAUGAUAUUUGAUUUGUCGGAGAUGAUGGAGAUGCAUGGAUCAGAUGGUAGCGGUAACUUCUCACCCCGUUCUAGACAGAGAAACGUCUUCAAAACAAGUUGAGAACACUGGUGUCAUAGCAGAAAGGUGAAAAGUCUGAUAUAAGCUUGCCGGAAAAGAUGACUACUCCUGGACCCCGUCUGAAUAAUGAAAGUGAGCCAAUGUUUUUUUUUUGUUUAGUUUUUUUUCAAUAGAGCUGACCAUGGUGCGUCACAUGUAGCUGUCUCUCUCUGCAGUUUCCAACCUGUCCAGAAUGAUCUGCUCUGCAAUGUUGUCAUGGUAAAAAAAAAUAGUACGUCAGGUUUUGCCAUGCCUUGUGACUUGAGAAAGAAGGCAGCUUUAACUAAUUUUCUCAGAGAUAUACGUUGGUGUUUGAUGUUUGUAUUUGUUUCUGUAGUCCCUCUUUUUUUUCUUUUUUUUUUGAUACUGUCCUGACAAAAAUCUGAACUCUGUAAAUUGUCUUUCCAUUACACGAAAAGACAAAACUAACCAAACAUAAAGAAUGGUCUGCACCAUUGUUGCACUUUUUUGCUUUGUAGCUUUUGACAAAAAAAAAGCAUACUACCUGCUGUGUAACUUAUUCAACCUCCAGCACAGGAGUAUACUAAGAUGUGCUUUAACUUUUUUUUCCCUACCACUCACAUAAAUCUGGAUGUUUUGACUUCCUGUCUUUUCUUGUAGCUAGUACAUGAUUUUUUGUAGUGUUGCCACUUGCAUCACAGUUACAGUUUUAAGUGUAUGGUACCGUUAAAUGUUUAGGAGUUUGCUGUCAUGGCGACCACUUAAUCUCUGCUUUCAUUGUGUCAAUCAACAGGCAUAAAGCUUUGAAUAUGAAUUAUUAUAGGUCAACUUCAUAAAUGGCAGUAACGUUCCUUUUUGCAAGUAUGUGAAAAAACCUACCAUAUUUUGGCUUUCACUUUGCUCAGUUAACAGAUCCAUUCUGCUCUAAACUUGAUAUUUCCUUUCUUCCUUUUCAUUUUUGAUUUUGAAUAAUUUGUCAUAGCACAUCUUUAUUUUCUGUCAUUUUCAACAUCUUCGUUAUCAUCCUGUUCUUAGAUGAUGGGAUGUUAUGUGUUUACAAAGGCAAUGACAAAAAAAAAAAGUUUACAAACUUGAAUCUUAAAAAAAGAAAUCCGACAUGAAGCCGAAAAAGAAUUUGAGCAUCUUUUCAGCUCUCUAUCAAACACACUUUUUUGUCUUUUUUGAAAUUGAGACUUGAAAACCCGUGUAUCCUAUGAUGUUGAAAUGCAAUGUUUGUAUCGCACAAUGUCUCUUAGUAGGCUAUUACAUGAGUUCAGACCAAUCAAAUAAAGUGGAUCAGUUCUCCACCACUGAAAAAA
Molecule: messenger RNA, 9805 nt
Organism: Sebastes umbrosus (honeycomb rockfish)
Lineage: Eukaryota; Metazoa; Chordata; Actinopteri; Perciformes; Sebastidae
Gene: ncor1
Product: nuclear receptor corepressor 1
Exons: 47
Coding region: 216-7652 (2478 amino acids)
Biological process (GO): negative regulation of transcription by RNA polymerase II
Molecular function (GO): nuclear thyroid hormone receptor binding; transcription corepressor activity
Source: RefSeq, a predicted model, not a curated record